AUGGCAUUGUCUAAGAUGUUCAUCUUCCUUGCAAUAGUGGCCACAACUACUACCAUUUUCGCCACCUCGGUUAUGGAAGAUGGUAAUUUAGACCUUGAUGUUCCUAUAACAACCUCUGAACCUUCUUCUUUUUCGGGACAAAUGGGCCGGUUUUUGACUGACAGACCACGGGCAUGGAGGACAUGUGACAAGUACCCUAGGGUUUGUAACAAUAAGGGCAGCCCUGGUCCGGACUGUUGCAAGAAGCAAUGUGUGAAUGUGAUGAGCGACGAGGCUAAUUGUGGCAAGUGUGGGAAGAAAUGCAGAUAUAAUGAGACGUGCUGCAAAGGUAGGUGUGUGAAUACUUCAAGGGACGAGAAGAACUGUGGAGGCUGCAAAAAGAGGUGCAAGAGAGGAAGUUCGUGCGUGUAUGGGAUGUGUAGUUAUGCAUGA
This is a messenger RNA of Daucus carota subsp. sativus, 432 nucleotides long. Its product is annotated as stigma-specific STIG1-like protein 1. The transcript has a single exon. The coding region runs from base 1 to 432 and encodes 143 amino acids. The record is from RefSeq and is a predicted model, not a curated record. NCBI's taxonomy places the organism in Eukaryota, Viridiplantae, Streptophyta, Magnoliopsida, Apiales, Apiaceae.